This is a messenger RNA of Protopolystoma xenopodis, 264 nucleotides long. Lineage: Eukaryota; Metazoa; Platyhelminthes; Monogenea; Polystomatidea; Polystomatidae. The record is from the annotation of a GenBank genome assembly.
GCUGGUUCUUUUCAGCUAUUCGUCGAUGGGUGCCGGGAUGCUGAAUAUUGGCUACGUCGCUUCGACACGGAGCCGCUACCUGUGCGGUCUUUCAAUGACUUUCUUUACCAGUUCCAGAAGCUAGUGGUACUCGACUACUUGAUACGAAAUACUGCAUGCCUUCAUAACGAAGUUUAUGUUGCUCAGACAAGCCUCCCUACAAUUGGUGGAUUCUUUAUUCAACCUAACUCCUGGAUGUCACUUAGCCUCCCUUCGGGUUCAUAG